AUGGUUUCAAUACAAGGGGGAGAGGAUGAUUCGAGAAUUCCACUAGAUAAUCCUCCCAAUGUACGACACCUGCACCAACUCGAACGUGACGUUGAGCAUUUUUAUACACGCGAUGGUCUUGAGAAUUUCAUCAAUCUCGAAACAUUAUUGAAAGGAGCGCAAAUAGCAAGGAAUCCGGAGGAUCUUGAUACUCCUAAUCUCUCGCCCGCGGAAAGAAAUGCCCUGGAAAAGGAGGAUUCUCAAUGGCUCUCUCAGACCAGAGACCUAAGCGUGACUAUUAUGGCCACCGCUUGCGCAGCGAUCACACAGGGAUGGCAACAAUCAACCAUUAAUGCAAGCUCUCUAAUGGGCUGGGAUACUGAAUUGGGCUUGAACGACAAUAACGAGUUACUCCGUGGGUUAAUAAAUGCCGCCCCCUGGCUUUCAGGGAGUAUCAUAGGCACAUGGUUAAGUGACCCAUUACAGGAGCGAUUUUUUGGACGACGCCCAGCGCUUUUCUUAGCCGCAAUCUUUUGCGUCGCUUGUGUUAUAGGUUCUAAGGCUUCUAUUGCACCUGUAUUUGCUGCAGAGGCGGCACCAGACAAGCAUCGCGGCCGAGUUCUUAUGAUGUGGCAACUUUUUGAUGCAUUUGGAAUAUUCAUGGGAUUUGUUUGCGCCUUUAUAAGUCACCUCGAUUUCUCAUACGACAAGUCCGACAAUACAAAGAUUAAGUGGUUUAAUUUUGGCUUCGGAAUCGCAAACUUUUUGUUUACUCUUCCAUCCUAUUAUUUCAUCGAUAAGAAGGGACGUCGGCCUCUACUUCUCGUGUCUUUCAUCGGUAUGGCUGUGAGCCUCUUCGCCGUUAGUGGCUUCUUUUACAUUACGAAAGAAGAAGUUCGUAUUGGGCUAGUGGCAACGUUUACCAUCGUGAUUUUUAACUUCUUUUAUUCCAUUGGUGCUGGUCCAAUACCAUUCACUCUCAGUGCUGAGGUAUUUCCACUUUGUGUACGCGAGGUCGGAAUGAGCUUCAGUGUCAUGAUAAACUUUGCCUUUCUGGGCCUCCUAGUACUCUUUGUUCCAGCCUUGACUAGGAAGUUUGGUCAUGAUAAAUUGUCUGAAUAUCUUGGCUUUGAUAUUCAUAUUUCUUCUCUUGGAGGCAAUGAAUUCCAUCUUUAA
Penicillium macrosclerotiorum is the source of this 1155-nucleotide messenger RNA. RefSeq names its product Major facilitator superfamily domain general substrate transporter. The record is from RefSeq and is a predicted model, not a curated record. Bases 1 to 1155 code for a protein of 384 amino acids. The transcript is spliced from 13 exons. Gene Ontology annotation, biological process: transmembrane transport. Gene Ontology annotation, cellular component: membrane. NCBI's taxonomy places the organism in Eukaryota, Fungi, Ascomycota, Eurotiomycetes, Eurotiales, Aspergillaceae. Gene Ontology annotation, molecular function: myo-inositol:proton symporter activity.